AUGAGUAAUUCUGAAGAGACUUUCAUAGUGGGUUACGUUGGCCGCCACGACUGUGGGGAAGGCCUGCGUGCCGGAAUCAACCUUGACGCUGGCACAAGACUGCUAGUAGAAUCUCCACUGUAUACAACCAGUGUCAAUUUCCUAACCGACACCCCAACGGAGGAGCGAGAAAGCUUUGUUAAACAGGCAUUCGAGCAGCUGCCCACACAUAUCAGAGAAAUUGCAAUGGAGCUCCCUAACAUGGAGCCUUUCCACCUGAUACAGCAUCCACAAUUAACUUCUUUUACCACUCAGUAUAGUGGUAUUGUGAAGUCGAAUGCCAUCCCCUACUCCCUAGAUAGGCGAGCGGGCGGGGCUGAAAGAAUCGGAAUCUUUCCGACUCUAUCGCGAAUCAACCACUCGUGUCAUCCAAAUGCUCAACAGACUUGGAACUCAGAGCUCAGAGCAGUUACAAUCCAUGCAUUUCGAGAUAUCGCAGUGAACGAGGAGAUUACAAUCUCGUACGCCCCAGAAGCCAUAAUCGAUGAGAAAUACCUCAAGGACAAGUACAAUUUUGCGUGUUCUUGCGAGUGGUGUCUUGCUCCCGCUGAAGUUAGGGCUGAGAGCAAUAACAACCGAGCAGAAAUCGUCCUCCGAAACGAACAUCUUCACAAUAUGAUCAAAGCAGGAUUGUCGGAGCAGGAUCAAGGACUUGCAAUUCUGGCCGCCAAACAACUUUUUACCUUGUUGAGGACGGAAAAUAUUGUGGACUGGCGCCUAGGCCGGCUAUACCUGGACUGUUUCGAUAUUGUCGCCGAACGAGGCAACAAACAACGCGGAAAGAUUUUUGCGGUGCUCGCCUUCCAUGUAUUCGAUCAUUGCGAGGGCUUAGAUUCAGAUAACGUCAGGAGGAUAAAGAUGAGAAUGGAGAAACUGUUUGGAAUAAGCAAGUGCGAUGAGGAUUUCUUGGAUUGGAUGGAGGAUAUUGAGAAGGAAUGGAAGAUGCUGAAACGAUGUCAAGGCGGUGCUAUCUUGGAUUGGUUGUUUUGGAAGGAGAUCUGGCCUAAGAGUUAA
Molecule: messenger RNA, 1053 nt
Organism: Venustampulla echinocandica
Lineage: Eukaryota; Fungi; Ascomycota; Leotiomycetes; Helotiales; Pleuroascaceae
Exons: 1
Coding region: 1-1053 (350 amino acids)
Molecular function (GO): protein binding
Source: RefSeq, a predicted model, not a curated record